This is a messenger RNA of Saccostrea echinata, 1173 nucleotides long. RefSeq names its product swi5-dependent recombination DNA repair protein 1 homolog. Gene Ontology annotation, cellular component: Swi5-Sfr1 complex. Gene Ontology annotation, biological process: double-strand break repair via homologous recombination; positive regulation of DNA-templated transcription. NCBI's taxonomy places the organism in Eukaryota, Metazoa, Mollusca, Bivalvia, Ostreida, Ostreidae. Bases 88 to 849 code for a protein of 253 amino acids. The record is from RefSeq and is a predicted model, not a curated record. The transcript has 4 exons.
CCUGGAAUCUGAUUUGAGUACUUUAAAGAUCAUUUCUGUAUACAUUGAUAUUUUAUUGGUUAAAGAAAUAUAUAUGGUGAUGAUACUAUGACAGAAGAACAGCAGUCUACACCUCAAUGUCCCUCAUUGCAGAUGAGCUCUGGAUUGAAGGAGCGAUUAAAGCGAUGUGGACGAUACCACUCCUCUCCCUUGGCUGGACAGAACCCCCACAGCCGAACACACUUCAAUCCACCAUCACUGGUGUCAUCUAAUAAAUCAGGAAUCCGAGAAAUUCAAGAAAAAGAAAGCUGUGAAUUACAAAAAGACAUGCUUGUCAGUCCUCAUGUUGAUCAAAGUUAUCCUGUGAAUUCAUGUAGGAUGUCAGAGGUGCAUUUUACAAAGAGUGCUAGUUUUACUGACAAUGAGAACAUGAGAAUUCUUGGUGGCCAUGAUUCUGAAAGUGGGGAUAAUAGUGCUGUGUUAAACAUCAUUAAACCACAGAAAUUAGACUUCUCAAAGGAUCAGAACUGUGACGGUAACAUCUCCGACGAUACAAGUAAUGAAAGGGACUCAAAAAAUAAAAUUAUAGAGAAAAGUAAACUUCAGUCAAUGAUAAAAGAAAGAGAAGAUGUCCUACGAAAACUCAAGCUUGUUCAAUUUUACCAACACAAGCAUGACCUUGAGAAGAUGGAAGAGUUGAUCAGGAAAUGGCGCUGCGUGUGUCAAGAGGGGUUGGUUGACCUCCUGAAUUUGAUGCCAGAACCUCGACCUGAGCUCACAGAACUGAUUGAUCAUCUUGGUAUUGAUCACAAGAUGAUUGGAUAUGAUAAGGAGGAGCAAUCAUUUGAGUGUACAGAUUUAAAUGGUUAAUUGAAUCAUUUGAGUCACAGACUGGUUACUAAGACACUUUAACAGUUUUUAACAUAUGUCUCACAAAUUAUACUUUCACAUUGUUUGCAAAUCACUUCACUAUGAUACAUGUGCUGAUGAUAAAAUUUCAACCCCGAAUAUUUUUUUAGGAUAACAAAAUAUAUAUGUAAUGUCUGAAAAUUGUAAGACAUGUGUACACUUGUACUCAAAAGCCAAGUUGAUGUUUCAUGGAUAUAUUUGUUAAUUACUUUUUGUUAAAUAACUUAAAUUUAUUUUUGUUACUCUGUUAUGAUCUGUUUUUAUAUAUAAAGUAUGAAUUAGGGA